Molossus molossus (Pallas's mastiff bat) is the source of this 391-nucleotide messenger RNA. It is a transcript of the gene POLR2L, whose product is annotated as RNA polymerase II, I and III subunit L. The coding region runs from base 37 to 240 and encodes 67 amino acids. NCBI's taxonomy places the organism in Eukaryota, Metazoa, Chordata, Mammalia, Chiroptera, Molossidae. Gene Ontology annotation, molecular function: zinc ion binding; DNA binding; DNA-directed RNA polymerase activity. The record is from RefSeq and is a predicted model, not a curated record. Gene Ontology annotation, biological process: tRNA transcription by RNA polymerase III; transcription by RNA polymerase II; transcription by RNA polymerase I. Gene Ontology annotation, cellular component: RNA polymerase II, core complex; RNA polymerase III complex; RNA polymerase I complex. The transcript has 2 exons.
GCGGGCCCGGAGCGCAGUCGCUGAGCUGCUGCGGCCAUGAUCAUCCCCGUGCGCUGCUUCACGUGCGGCAAGAUCGUCGGCAACAAGUGGGAGGCCUACCUGGGGCUGCUGCAGGCCGAGUACACCGAGGGGGAUGCCUUGGACGCACUGGGACUGAAGCGCUACUGCUGCCGCCGCAUGCUGCUGGCCCACGUGGACCUGAUCGAGAAGCUGCUGAACUACGUGCCCCUGGAGAAGUGACCAUGUGCACCAUGGCAGUAUCUGGCCAGAGUCUCUUUCGCAGAAGUGUGGGUAGCCGGAAGCAGUGCCUGCCCACAGCUGUGUGGACCUUCAUCUUCUGCUUUGGAAUCAUCCAGUAAAGGUCUUUGCAGAAUCAUAAGGAGGUCUGGCU